Molecule: messenger RNA, 1734 nt
Organism: Akanthomyces muscarius
Lineage: Eukaryota; Fungi; Ascomycota; Sordariomycetes; Hypocreales; Cordycipitaceae
Exons: 2
Coding region: 1-1734 (577 amino acids)
Biological process (GO): carotene catabolic process
Molecular function (GO): carotenoid dioxygenase activity
Source: RefSeq, a predicted model, not a curated record
AUGGCUCUCAACGGUCCAGGUCUUGCCUUGCGCAGGGCUACUGAUGAAGGCGAAGACGUGGCCGACUUUCGAAAUAACAGACUUCAAGAAGGCUGGAAAGAAUGGCCAAAUGAAGCCGGGUUUGAGGGCCUUGAGGAGCAUCGCGGGCCGAUUGAGCUGAGAGUUAAAGGCUCAAUUCCAGAAUGGGCUGCGGGCGCACUCUACCGCACCGGGCCUGGCCAGAGUUCUGUUGAGACUGACUCCAAAGGCACUUACAACAUCAGCCACUGGUUCGACGGCCUCGCUCACAGUCACAAAUUCGAUAUUGUCCCGCCCGCCACGCCGGGCGGCCAGACAUCAGUUGUGUACUCUUCGCGGCGGCAAUCCGAGAGGCUGGAACAGCACAUCAAAGAAAGAGGCAGGCGAACUACUCCCUCAUUUGGUCAGCGUGCUGAUCCAUGCAUGGGCAUUUUCUCAAAGGCCAUGGGAAUCUUUGCUCCUCGCGACCAAUACAAUAACAACGUCGUGCUGCUGCCAAACUUCCCAGGCAUUGACAAAGACCGCAAGCCUACAAACCAGACUGGUCACCAUCCCGGACUAGACAAUCUGUACAUUAGCACUGAUACAGCUGGUCUGCAAAAGGUCGAUCCGCAAACUCUUGAGCCGCUAGGCUAUACCGAUCAGUCAAGCCUGCACCCGGAACUAAAGGGUCCGCUCUCGUGCGCGCACGCGCAGCGGGAUCCCGAGAACGGCGAUCUGUACAACUACAACCUCGAGUUUGGCCGGUUUGCGACUUACCGCUUUUUUCGUGUCAGCGCCGCGACGGGCAAAACAGAAAUCUUUGCUACGGUGUCGGAGCCUAGUGUCGCUCCGGCCUACAUUCACAGCUUCUUUCUGACACCCAACUACGUGGUGCUGUGUAUUCCAACUACGCACCUUGCUUGGAAUGGUAUCAAGAUUCUGUGGGAACAGAGUGUACUUGGUGCCAUAAAGCCUUUUGACGAAAAUACCCCUUGCCGUUGGCUUGUCGUCGAUCGCAAAGGUGCCCGCGGCGUUGUUGCCCGCUUUUCUACUCCCGCGUCCUUCUUCUUCCAUUCUGUCAACGCAUUUGAGGAGACGAUUCAAGAUGAGAACAAUGAGACGCGUACUGAUCUCUCACUCGAGUAUGUUCGUUAUGAUAACACAGACAUUCUCGAGACUCUGUACUAUGAGGUUGUGACAGACAGAGAUGACGCAGCGAAAAAGUUCUUCUUCACCGAUGAGCGUUACAAGAAGGGCCACGUACGUCUCAUGCGGUACCGCUUCCGCCUGCCGCUUAACGGUACACAGCAGACUGAGGAAGAAGCCCAAACUGCCGCCGGUGAGGAAGUGCUUUCGAUCCCAGCCCCGCACUCUGGCGACCUGCCGAUUAUCAACCCACGGAUGGUGCAUAAGCCUCACCGCUACGUAUAUGGCGUGACAAGUCGUGGUAUCAGCACAUUCCUGGACGGCCUUGUCAAGACAGACGUACAGACACGCGAAGCGCUCAUCUGGCGUGGAGACAAGGGACACACUCCUGGCGAGCCCAUUUUUGUGGAGAGGCCCGGAGCGACAGAGGAGGAUGACGGUGUAUUGUUGAGUGUGGUGCUAGACGGUGUGUCCAAGACAUCGUAUUUGCUGUGCCUGGAUGCAAAGUCGUUUGAGGAAGUAGGUAGGGCAGAGGCAGACUUUUCGAUUGGCUUUGGUUUUCACGGGCACCACCAGAGCCAAGUGUAA